UGAGGCCAGGGCCAGUAGACUAUUAACUUGUAUUCUCUAUAUAUUCCCAUUUUAUUAGUAUAUAGGUGUGAUCAGACUAUAGCUAGCUGGCAUAUUUUGCAUUAGGAAUAUAACUAUAAAUAGAUCUAGCUGAGCUAAAUAAUAGUGAUGAAUUUGUGGAUUCUUGCUGUUGCUGCUGCUCUGGUGGUGCAAGUGUCUGCACUGGUUCCAACAUGUCAAUCACCAGAUCCCCAUGGUUACUGCAUUAGCCAGGGUGUUGACAACUGUGCACCAGAGGAUCGAUUGGUCACCUCGUCAACUGACCAAUGUCGAACCAGUUUCCGAUUUUCACCUGAUCCUUCCCCCAGAGUGGGAGCUGAUGUUUGACUCUUAUGACUACGAGAGCUUAGUGGGGCCAGUGUUUCUCAGCAGAGAGUUUGACAAUGAUGGAGAUGUGUUGGCAGUGGCUGAUCAGUGGGAGGAUCGAGGUGGUAUCUGUCAGCGUGGUUACUUCAACGUCUCCUUCAGAUUCACUCAGUGUAAUGGUGCCUGUGUAAAUAACUUUGCUGAUCUAUACAGAUAUGACACAAACAGCAUUGCCUCGGAGAGUGACAGAACAGACAGAAGCAAUUACCUCUCCACUCCGUUGUUUGGAGAGAUGACAACAUCUCGAUUGGAUCAGACAGGGAGCAGUGGGACUGUUUCAGAGACUAGAACUCUUACCAUUGCUUCUCCCUCCUCGAGAACCUAUGGAUUCCAUUUUGGCAUCAGAGACUCUGGAAAUUGGGGCCAAAUUAACCGAAUCUACUUCUACUACACACCUUGUAAGGAACGACAAGAUGGACUGGUCAGCUAUCCUGAGCUUGUUCGUGCCCCCAGCGGCUCUCCACCAAACGAGGGCAUGGCUUGCUGUGCUCCCAACUCUCACCCCACCACCUCUCUCACCUUCAGAGCUCACAGUGCCAGUGAUGGAAGAUGCGAACACAACGUAAGGUGUGAGUGUGAUGCUGGGUACGGAUUCAAUGAAGAUAGAACAGAAUGUGAAGUGUGCCCUGCUGGGAGAUAUAGUUCUAAUGAAGCUUGUCUCGAUUGCCCAAGGAACACUGUAAUGGAUGUGGAAGGUGCUGCAAUGUGCCAGUGUUUGGAUGGAUUCCGGAGACCCACACCGGACCUUUCAUUGGAUUGCACACCUCUAAGCGACCCUGUGAGAAACCUCCGCGUGACAACCACCACUUUAACUAGUGUUACUCUCUUAUGGACCAGACCUGAGGUUACCGGAAAUGGCUUAUAUUACUUCAUCGUGUACAGUGACCCUGACAACACUGGGUCGUUUAUACUCAGCAAUGGAAACUAUGUCAAUUCUGCACUCACAGUCUCCUACACAGUCCCUAACCUGCAUCCCAACACACCAUACACCAUACGAGUGACUACUCACAAUGGAGUCAGCGACCAAGACACUGAGAAUGAAGCUCUGAGGAGAGUGGACCUCCCAAUCAGGACAGAGGAGGGGGUUCCAAGUGUCCCACGAGAUGUCCAAGUAUUCUCAGGAGUUGUUGUGUGGGGACCCCCAGCUGAACCUAAUGGAGUUAUCACUGGCUACCAGUUGAGGUUUUCUGGAUCCUUCACUUGCACUGUCAACAAGUUGCCAUCUGAGAGCUAUCACGUUGUUACUGACGAUAAUAUCAGAAAUCUCGGCAGUAAUAUUCAAGUUUUAGUACGAGCAAGGACAUCUGCUGGCCCUGGAACAUACAGUAGUCUGAUACAGUACACAGGAACUCAACCUACAAUGGCCCCCACUACGUGUCCUCCUGAGAUCACAUGCCCUACAUGCUCCCCUACAAUGACUCCACCUAUAUGCCCUACGACAGAACCAUCCACUCCUUGUCCAACUUUCCCUACUACACCCACCACGUUAGAUAAUGUGCAUUUCAUGUUGAGUGGGAGGAUGUACACUGAUGGAGACACAUUGCUGAUCACUGAUAUUGGAGAGGAAGAUAACACUCUGUUGUGUGUGACUGACAAUACUGAGUGCUGCCGCACAGGUGGCCGUGGAGAGUUCUUCUAUCCUGAUGGUAGAGCUGUCGGCUUCUCCACAUCAAACUCCAUAUACAGGAACAGAAGAGAACAAGUUAUUGGUCUCAACAGAAGAAACAGUGCCACCUCUCCACUGGGUAGAUACAGAUGUACCAUCCCUGAUGCAAGUGGAGUGACAAGAAGCAUCUUCAUCAACAUAGCAUCAACCAUGCCUCCUGUGAUGACGUGUCCAACUCUCCCCACACCCACUGACUGUCCAACUGUAACUACAACCACCUGCCCAACUUGUACCGAAGCCUCGUGCCCUACAUGCCCCCCUACAGUACCCCCUCCAAACUGUACACCAGCUACCCCCUGUCCUGAGGUUACAUGCCCCCCUACAAUGUCCCCUACCACCUGCCCAUCACCUACCCCCUGUACUGAAGUCUCGUGCCCUAUGUGCCCCCCUACGCUGCCUCCACCCACAACAGAACCGUCCACUCCUUGUCAAACUUUCCCUACACCUACCCCAUUAGAUAAUGUGCAUUUUAUGUUGAGUGGGAGGACAUACACUGAUGGAGACACAUUGCUGAUCACUGAUAUUGGAGAGGAAGAUAACGCUCUGUUGUGUGUGACUGACAAUACUGAGUGCUGUCGCUGAGGUGGCGAUGGAGAGUUCUUCUAUCCUGAUGGUACAGCUGUCGGCUUCUCG
This is a messenger RNA of Halichondria panicea, 2704 nucleotides long. RefSeq names its product mucin-2-like. Gene Ontology annotation, molecular function: transmembrane-ephrin receptor activity; protein binding. Gene Ontology annotation, cellular component: dendrite; plasma membrane. Lineage: Eukaryota; Metazoa; Porifera; Demospongiae; Suberitida; Halichondriidae. The record is from RefSeq and is a predicted model, not a curated record. The transcript has 9 exons. The coding region runs from base 233 to 2653 and encodes 806 amino acids. Gene Ontology annotation, biological process: axon guidance; ephrin receptor signaling pathway; protein phosphorylation.